This is a messenger RNA of Spea bombifrons (plains spadefoot toad), 1161 nucleotides long. Its product is annotated as glycoprotein-N-acetylgalactosamine 3-beta-galactosyltransferase 1-like. Gene Ontology annotation, molecular function: N-acetylgalactosaminide beta-1,3-galactosyltransferase activity. Lineage: Eukaryota; Metazoa; Chordata; Amphibia; Anura; Pelobatidae. The coding region runs from base 212 to 1054 and encodes 280 amino acids. The record is from RefSeq and is a predicted model, not a curated record. The transcript has 3 exons. Gene Ontology annotation, cellular component: membrane.
GUCCCUCCGUUGUGCUUCAGCCUCGUCGAAGAAAUUUGUCAUAGGCUUCAUUGUAGGCUUCUUUACAACUUUGUAUUUGGCCCACCAUAUUUUGGAAGUCUACAAUGCACCACAACCGCUAAGAAGGAGGAUCGUCAGGCCUUUGCCAAAACCAGACAAUAGCAAUGUGAGUGAGGAGCUUUCACAAAAAGUCAGAGUGCUUUGUUGGAUAAUGACGGCACCAGUUAACCUACAGACCAAAGCUAUUCACCUAAAAUACUCCUGGACUCGACACUGCAAUACAACUUUGUUCAUGAGUUCAAUUGACAGUGACUUCCCAACUAUUGGUCUGGGUACAAAAGAGGGGAGGGAUGCACUUUAUUGGAAGACUAUCCGAGCCUUUCAUUACAUACACGAACACUACUUUGACCAAGCUGAUUGGUUCUUGAAGGCAGAUGAUGACUCAUAUGUGGUGAUGGAGAACUUACGUUUGCUGCUUUCAAAUUACACACCUGACCAACCUAUCUACUUUGGCAAGCGUUUCAAACUCUUUGUUGACCAAGGCUACAUGAGUGGAGGAGCUGGUUAUGUACUUAGCAAGGAAUCUCUGAAACGAUUUGUGGACGGAUUUCGUGCUGGGAACUGCACUCACAAAUCUUCUGUGGAGGACCUUGAACUGGGGAAGUGCAUGGAGACUAUGGGCGUUACAGCAGCUGACACAAGGGACAGUGAAAAGAGAGAGAGAUUCAAUCCGUUUUCUCCUGAGUACCAUCUAACUACUCACUUUGAAGCAAAUGACCUCUACAAGGAUUACUGCUACUAUCCUGUUGUUGAGGGUCCCCAGUGCUGCUCAGACUUGGCCAUAUCUUUUCAUUACGUGAAUGCUGAACUCAUGCACACGCUGGAAUAUUUCACCUACCACCUGAGGCCUUAUGGAUAUCAGUAUCGUUACCAACCUCCACUUCCUGAGAAUGCAGAAAGACUCCCUAAUCAAAGUCUCCACAAAAAUGCUACAGAUCAGAAACUAACCAUGAAACCUUGUACAGCAACCAGAAGCUUAAAAGCAGGACUUUAGACCGUCUCUAUACAUUAAACCAACAAGCCAAAGGUGACCAAUAAAAUAAAGAAACGCGUUGCCAACGCAGGCUUUAUACCAGACGUGUGAGCAGUAGCCUUGACUAA